ACGUUAAUGGAUUGGCCCCAUUCACUGUAACCCAGAUUUGUGCUUUUUUUUAAAGAAAAGGAGGAACAAGUCAAAACUAUUUUUUGUGCUAAUCAACAUUAUGCCACAAAUUUUGUCGAUUGAGCUCAACUUGUAUUGAACCCAGAAUAUUCCUUUAAGGGAUGUAGAAUUUAAUUUGUUGUCAGGCAAAAAAUUUAGAACCAUUUUUUGUCAAAUAUUACCAUUGCUGUACUUUUGAUUGUUGGACCCGUGUGCAGAUUUGAGACUUAUUAUCAUAAGUGCCAGUGCUAUCUAAAGGAAAGCAACAUAGAUAUACCACACAUAAAAUGUAAUUGUUUUACACUCCCACUGUGGUUAAAACAAACUUACCACAAAUUUAUGGCAGAAAUACAUUAGGAGAUCUAGAUAAAUGCAGGAUCUCCAUGACACCAGAGGAUGGCACUGUGGCGGUGAGUUUUGCACACCACUCUCAUUUUCUUUAAAAAUGUAAAACUGUGUAUUCUCUAUGCUCAUGACUUUGUUGUAUACAAUUUUAUUAUUCUUUUUUCAUAUACAUUUUUCAGACUUUCCCUAGAUUCCUGUGUCUUUGCAUUGCACAAUGUGCACAAUGCAGCAAGCAGUUGACUUCAGGGAGCAACCGUCCACUUAUGAAGCCCAGAACAGAACCAGAGGAAUUUAUGUAGAUGUAAUUUAUGUGUUAUAAGAGGCAUGCUGCUGUACAUAAUAUCUAAAGCCUCAACUCUGUUAUCUGGCAGACACCCAAGGCAAUAGCAGUGGGCUACACUAAAACCAAUAUAUGGCUUUUCUGACCUCAGAGCUUCCACAAUUAUCAUUGUUGGCAUCCCUUGAAGGGCACAUGAUCAAAUGAACUGAUCCGAUCAGCUUGGGUAUUGCAAAACGAGACAGAUUUGAACCCCAAAACCAUUUCAACUGAUGUCAUACAAUGAAGCUGCUACUUAGGGGGAAUCGUGUUGUUUGACUAAACUGUCAUGGCAGCAACGUUCAGUCAUCUUGGAAAAGAAGUUGCCUAUUCAGUCAAAUUUGUUGGACAUUUGCAGAGGACAGCAUACUGCACUUCUGUUGGGUUAUAGAUUCUGAUGCCACCUUUCAUUGGAAUAUUGGCAGCGCUCCUGAUGCCCGUGGUCUGGCCUGCCUCAGGAAACACGGCAUAGAGACAGAUCACAGGGCAUGACAGGGAAUAUCUGUAGAUCCCCAAUCGCUGAGGCUGUUUUCAGGAAGAUGGCCACAGAUGACGGGGUGGUGGAUAAGUGGAGAAUAGACAGUGCUGCAACGUCCACCUAUGAGAUCGGAAACCCCCCGGAUCACCGCGGCCUGGCCUGCAUGAAGAGACAAGGCGUGUCCAUGAGGCACGUGGCGCGGCAGGUCACCAAAGACGACUUUAUGACGUUUGAUCACAUCCUCUGCAUGGACGAAAGCAACUUAAGAGAUCUGAACAAGAUGGUAAGCAGCGUGAAAAAGUGUAAAGCCAAGAUUGAGCUGCUCGGCUUUUAUGACCCUGAAAAACAGCUGAUUAUCCAAGACCCUUACUAUGGGAGUGAUAAAGACUUUGAGACGGUGUAUGAACAGUGUGUUAGGUGCUGCAAAGCCUUUCUGGAGCAGCACUCAUAACAAACACAUUUAUCGACCCUCUCCUGGACCCUCCAACACCAAUCCCACCUCAUCAUAAAAUACUUGAUAUCUAGUUCAAUCUGUCACAAUUGCAAAUACACACCCAUCAAGUAUGAUCAAGUUUCUCUAUAAGCAAAACAUGCACUCCAAAUAAUAGGAGUCUUACUUGUAAAAUAAGUUUAUUAAUAUGUUAUUAGGAUGCUUGCUUAAGCAGAUAUAAUUUGAUUUUUAGAAUUGUAUUUUUUUUUCUGAUUUCUUUGAAUAUGAUUGUGGUUGUGCCAGUGGUUUGGAUUAAACAGUAUCUGGACGAGACACA
Molecule: messenger RNA, 1945 nt
Organism: Myxocyprinus asiaticus (Chinese sucker)
Lineage: Eukaryota; Metazoa; Chordata; Actinopteri; Cypriniformes; Catostomidae
Product: low molecular weight phosphotyrosine protein phosphatase-like
Exons: 9
Coding region: 1189-1629 (146 amino acids)
Biological process (GO): protein dephosphorylation
Cellular component (GO): cytoplasm
Molecular function (GO): non-membrane spanning protein tyrosine phosphatase activity; acid phosphatase activity
Source: RefSeq, a predicted model, not a curated record